Messenger RNA from Octodon degus (degu), 2242 nucleotides. RefSeq names its product mitotic arrest deficient 1 like 1 (gene Mad1l1). Gene Ontology annotation, biological process: mitotic spindle assembly checkpoint signaling; attachment of mitotic spindle microtubules to kinetochore. Bases 78 to 2231 code for a protein of 717 amino acids. Lineage: Eukaryota; Metazoa; Chordata; Mammalia; Rodentia; Octodontidae. Gene Ontology annotation, cellular component: nuclear envelope; mitotic spindle; kinetochore. The transcript is spliced from 18 exons. The record is from RefSeq and is a predicted model, not a curated record.
AGCGGAGGGAGAUCCAAGCGGCGGCAGCGGCAACAGCUAUCAGGCAGAGAGGUGAGCAGCUAAGGAAGAAGGCAGCCAUGGAAGAUCUAGGGGAGAACACCACUGUCUUGUCCACCCUGAGGUCCUUAAACAACUUCAUUUCCCAGCGAGUGGAGGGAGGGUCUGGCCUGGACACAUCCACAUCUGCCCCAAGUUCUCUGCAGAUGCAGUACCAGCAGAGUGUGCAGUUGGAGGAAAGAGCCGAGCAGAUCCGCUCAAAGUCCUACCUCAUCCAGGUGGAGCGGGAGAAGAUGCAGAUGGAGUUGAGUCACAAACGGGCACGUGUGGAGCUGGAGAAGGCGGCCAGUACUAGUGCCAGGAACUACGAGCGUGAGGUUGACCGUAACCAGGAGCUCCUGGCACGCAUCCGGCAGCUCCAGGACCGGGAGGCUGAGGCGGAGGAGAAGAUGAGGGAGCAGCUGGAGCGCCACAGGCUGUGUAAACAGAGCCUGGACUCUGCUAGCCAACAGCUGCAGGAGCAGGAGGACAGUCUGGCCACAGCCAGCGAGACGAUCGGCACAUUGAAGGGUCAAGUCUCAGAGCUGCAGUGGAGCUUGAUGGACCAGGAAGUACAAGUGAAGCGGCUGGAGUCUGAGAAGCAGGAGCUCCAAGAGCAGCUUGACCUGCACCAUAGAAAGUGGCAGGAAGCAAAUCAGAAAAUUCAGGAGCUCCAGGCCAGCCAAGAAGCCAGAGCAGAGCAGGAACAGAAGAUUAAGGACUUGGAGCAGAAGUUGUGCUUGCAGGAGCAGGAUGCCACUGUCGUGAGGAGCAUGAAGUCUGAGCUGCUGCGGCUGCCCAGGGUGGAGCGGGAGCUGAAGCGGCUGCGGGAGGAGAAUGCACACCUGCGGGAGAUGAGGGAUACCAAUGGGCUGCUCACAGAGGAGCUGGAAGGGCUGCAGCGGCGGCUGGGCCGCCAGGAGAAGAUGCAGGAAGCUCUGGUUGGCCUGGAGCUGGAGAAGGAGAGGCUGCUGGCAAAGCUACAAAGCUGGGAAAUACUGGAUCAGACCACAGGUUUGAACCUCAGGACCCCAGAAGACCUUUCUAGAUUCAUUGUUGAACUGCAACAGCGAGAGCUGGCCCUGAAGGAGAAGAACAGUGUCAUUACCAGCAGUGCCCGGGGGCUGGAGAAGGCCCAGCAGCAGUUACAGGAGGAGGUGCGGCAGGUCAGUGGCCAGCUCCUAGAGGAGAGGAAGAAGCGCGAGACCCACGAGGCACUGGCGCGGAGGCUGCAGAAGCGUGUCCUGCUGCUAACCAAGGAGCGAGAUGGCAUGCGCGCCAUCCUGGGGUCGUACGACAGUGAGCUGACCCAGGCUGAGUACUCACCCCAGCUGACACGCCGCAUGCGGGAGGCUGAGGACAUGGUGCAGAAGGUGCAUGCCCACAGCUCGGAGAUGGAGGCUCAACUGUCACAGGCCCUGGAGGAACUGGGAGGCCAGAAGCAGAGAGCUGACAUGCUGGAGAUGGAGCUGAAGAUGCUAAAGUCUCAGCCGAAUUCUGCCGAGCCAAGCUUCCCAUUCUGCAGAGAGGAGGUGGACACACUCAGGUUGAAGGUUGAGGAGCUAGAGGGGGAGCGGAGCCGCUUAGAGCAAGAAAAAAACAUAUUGGAGAUGCAGCUGGAGCGGCACACUCUGCAGGGUGACUAUGACCAGAGCAAAACCAAAGUGCUGCACAUGACCCUCAACCCCACCAGCCUGGCCAAGCAGCGCCUACGCGAGGAGCGGGACCGGCUGCAGGAGGAGUGCGAGCGGCUGCGGGGGCUUGUACAUGCCAUGGAGAGAGGAGGUCCAGUGCCCACCGACCUGGAGGCCACCACAGGCCUGGCCUCGUCCAAAGAGGUGGCAGAGCUGCGGAAGCAGGUAGAAAGUGCUGAGCUAAAGAACCAGCGGCUCAAGGAGGUGUUCCAGACCAAAAUCCAGGAGUUCCGCAAGGUCUGCUACACACUCACGGGCUACCAGAUCGACAUCACCACCGAGAGCCAGUACCGGCUCACUUCUCAGUACGCGGAGCGCAAGACCGAUUGCCUCAUCUUCAAGGCCGCAGGCCCGUCGGGCUCCAAGAUGCAGCUGCUAGAGACAGAAUUCUCCCGCUCGGUGCCCGAGCUCAUCGAGCUGCACCUGCUGCGCCAGGACAGCAUCCCGGCCUUUCUCAGCGCACUCACCCUCGAGCUCUUCAGCCACCAGACCACUGCCUAGUGCCCAGGACC